Molecule: messenger RNA, 315 nt
Organism: Necator americanus (New World hookworm)
Lineage: Eukaryota; Metazoa; Nematoda; Chromadorea; Rhabditida; Ancylostomatidae
Exons: 2
Coding region: 1-315 (104 amino acids)
Biological process (GO): replication fork processing; DNA double-strand break processing; DNA integration
Cellular component (GO): nucleus; site of double-strand break; condensed chromosome
Molecular function (GO): DNA topoisomerase binding; histone H3K4 methyltransferase activity; single-stranded DNA endonuclease activity
Source: RefSeq, a predicted model, not a curated record
AUGCGUCUCGAAAAUCACACUCAUAUUCGCCAUAUUAUGCUCUACCACUACGAGAAAGGAUGGAUCGCAGCCCAGUCAUUUCGCGAUCUCAACGAACAUUUUGUCAAAGGAACAAUUACUGAUAGUGCAGUACGGAAGUGGUUCAUUCGCUUUAAAUCAGAUGACACUAUCUACGACGACUUGGAUGACUUGGUGGCUGAUAUCAAAGCGUGGAUUGCCUCCAAGAAUCGUGACUUCUUCGCACGUGGAAUCGACCGACUGCCAGGCAAAUGGGAAGCAGUUCUUGAAGUGGAUGGUGACUAUGCUCUCGAAUGA